Molecule: messenger RNA, 1182 nt
Organism: Mercurialis annua (annual mercury)
Lineage: Eukaryota; Viridiplantae; Streptophyta; Magnoliopsida; Malpighiales; Euphorbiaceae
Exons: 6
Coding region: 1-1182 (393 amino acids)
Biological process (GO): proteolysis
Molecular function (GO): cysteine-type peptidase activity
Source: RefSeq, a predicted model, not a curated record
AUGUAUAAAUUAUUGAUUUAUGUUGCUUCGUUGUCUGUUUAUAUUCCAACUGAGGAAAAGUUGAAUGAAUCGGCUGUUUUAGCUGUAAAGCCUGUUUCACCUAAAAUCGCAGAUAAAAAUGACGACACAGUUCCUGUUGCAAAAAGUAGACCAAAACUUGUUUUUAAAAGGAAAGCAGUUCAGGUUGAUAUACCGGCUGAAUUUGCAUUGAUUGAGCGAAUAAGAAAUUUAGACUCGGCAGAGAAAGUUAAAUCAAUGGGGAUGACUUUUACAAAUCAUUGUCCUUUGUUGAUGGAAAGUGUUCAUGAUAUGUGCAACCAAUUUUGGCUUUCUGAGUUUAAUGACUGGAUUGAAACUAACACGUAUAGGAGAAAACAUCCAACCAAUGAAAUUUACUAUCCAAGAGAAAAGAUAUUACGCCCAGGAUUUAGGCUUGGUGGAGAGGAAAUUACUAUAAAAGAUUUCUUCCAUAUUUUGAAUACACCUGGUGGUUAUUUGGAAUCGAGUCAUAUUGAUUGUCUGUUUACGUACCUGCGAAAGAAGUGUAUUUUUCUGAACAACAGCUAUAGUGUUUGUGGAAAUUGGUUUGAUCAGUAUGUGCAGAAUGGAUAUCGACUCUACCUCGAGAAUCAAAAUGUCACUGAUCUGCCUCAGUUUGAUGCAAUAUAUAAUUUUAUAGUUGGAGAGGAUGGACUUUAUAAGAGGGCAUGGGGCGAUCUGAAGUUCAUACUUUUUUCAGUUCAUCUUAAAAUUGAUGGCGAAUUUAAAGAUCAUUUUCUUCUUGCCAAGCUGAGUUUUGAUGAAAGAUGCUUCUAUGUGUAUAAUUCUUCUAGGAAUCUGCUAUAUGAUGAGCCUGUACGCGAAGCUAUGACUGCAUAUUCAACGUUACUGCCAUUAAUUUUGAACUAUGUUGGAUUUUACGAUCGUACUGAUAUCAACUUCAACUCAGUUUAUUAUGUUGGCAAGAAAACAACUGAUCCAUUUGCUGUAACUUUUAUGGAUGACCAUCCUGUUCAAGAAAAUUCAGAUUGUGGUGUGUAUGCUACUGCUUUUGCCGAAUAUUUGAUUGAAGGGAAGCGUAUUCCGAAGGCUCUUCGUAUUAAACAAAUACGUAACAGAUAUGCAGUUAAUCUGUUCAUGUAUGGUAGGUGGAAGAACAAGAGUGGUUAUGUAUCUGAUUGA